UGGGCUACGGGUCUGAUUCUGCGGCGGGGGGUUGAAGGCUGCGGGCAGAUGGCGGAGGAGGCCCCCGGCGGGGCCCGCCGCGGCGCGGAGGAGCUGGAGGCGGCGGAGCGGGGCCCGGGCGCGGCUUAUCACAUGUUUGCGAUGAUGGAGGAUCUGCUGGAGAAGCUGAAGCUGCUGAACUACGAGGAGGAGGCGCUGCGGCGCCACCACCUGCGGCCCCUGUCCAGGCACUACUUUGCAUUGCCCACUAAUCCCGGUGAGCAGUUCUACAUGUUUUGCACGCUUGCUGCUUGGCUGAUUACUAAAGCAGGACAUCCCUUUGAACAGCCGCAAGAAUAUGAUGACCCCAAUGCAACAAUAUCAAACAUACUCUCAGAGUUGCGAUCAUUUGGGAGGUCCGUGGAUUUUCCUCCUUCAAAGUUAAAGGCAGGUUAUGGAGAGCAAGCAUGUUAUGUUCUUGAUUGUUUAGCUGAAGAAGCCUUGAAACAUACUGACUUUAGCUGGAAAAGACCAGCAUACCCAACAGAGGAGCUAGAAGAAGAAGCAGUAACAGAAGAUGAUGCAGAAUUGACACUUAAUAAACUGGAGGAAGAAAUUGAGGAAGAAGAGACAGACAAUGAAGAGAACUUUAUUGAUCUGAAUGUUCUAAAGGCACAAACCUAUAGAUCAGAUAUGAAUGAAUCCACAAAACAAGAAGAGAUUUUAGAGUCCACAACAGAUGCAGCAGAGUGGAACCUGGAAGUGGAACGUGUUCUUCCACAACUGAAAGUUACAAUCAGAACUGACAAUAAGGAUUGGAGAAUCCACGUAGAUCAAAUGCAUCAGCACAAAGAUGGAAUCGAAUCUGCUUUAAAAGAGACUAGGGGUUACCUUGACAAACUUCAUAAUGAAAUCAGUAGGACCCUCGAAAAGGUGAACAGUCGGGAAAAGUACCUCAACAAUCAGUUGGAGCAUUUGGUUCAGGAAUAUCGUACAGCACAAGCCCAGCUGAGUGAGGUAGAAGACAAAGGCCUGGACGCACAAAAGGAGUUGAACGUGGUGACUCUGAGCAUCACAUCUAACUUUUAGACACCUAGAAAAUCGCUGUGAUAACAAAGCCUGAAUUCCUAUGCAAAGACUGGGGGAAAAAGGGGCAUCUUAGACUGUGAAUCAUAAAAGCUAGUAUACUAAACAGAAAGCUGCCUGAGUUAACUAAUGGUAGAUGCCGAUGUGUGCUAAGCCCUACCCAUCAUAUAAAUAUAGGCACCCAAAUCCAAGUUACAGCUAGGUGCCUAAUGAUUCUCCCUCUUCUGGAAUUAGGCACCUGUGCCAUUUUAUCAAGAAGGCGGGGGGGACUAGAACUUCCCUUAUAAAUUUUAGCUCAGUGGUUAGGGUACUCACCUAGGAUGUGGGAGACACCCCCCCCCCCCGUUCAAGUCCCCCUCCCUCCAUCUGAGGGGGGAGAAGGGAUUUAAACAGGGAUCUGCCAACUCUUAGGUGAGUGCUCUGACCACUGGGCUCUGGGCUAAUCUGGUGUGGAGGGCUCUCAAUCUUUCAAUCAAUGAUUAGAGCAGGGGGACUGGACCCUGGCUGUCCCACAUCCCAGGUCAGUACUCUCACCACCAGGCUACAGAGUCAUUAUUAUGCUUAUGCUGUCACGGUCAUGUGUACUCCCUCUCUUUCUCUAGCCCAAAUGAUUCUUUAAUUAUUUGUACCCAGAGCAACAGUUUCAACAGGAGAGACAGCCACACAUCCCAUAGUGCAAUAGUUAGGGUACUCACCUAGGGUAGAGGGUGUCAGACCUGUUAAAACCCCUUUGCCCCCUCAGGCAGAGAUGGGACUCAAACUGAGGGUCUCCCACAUCCCAGGUGAGUACCCUAACCACAGGGCUUAAAGUUAUGAGGGAGCUCCUGCCUCCCCCCAGGUCUUUUGUGUGAACUUGCUUGUGGGGCCAAAUCCAGCACAUGGAUGUGAGAGAGGCGCAGUUAAAUCCAGAAUGGUGACACGUUACAUUUCCUCUUUUGAGAAAGAGGACCUGGGUUCAGGACUGCUGAGUUCCAUCCCAGUUCUGACCAAACUCACUGUGGUCUAGGGUAAGGCACUUGCACUCUCUGUGCUUCUGUAAACUUACUUCCUUCACAUGAGCAUUGUGAUCUUUAAUUACCAUUUGUUAAGGGGUGCUUUCAGAUUCUUGAAUGACAGACAUAUGGGCCAGAUCUUGCAAACUCUUCCUCACACUCCAUUGAUUUCAUUGGCACUGCAUGCAUGAAUGAGGAUUUCCAGAAUUGGGAUCUAAAAGAGCAAGUAUUAUAAUAAAUUCUCUAAGCAGUACAGUAACUCCUCACUUAGUUGUCCCGGUUAACAUUGUUUCAUUGUUAUGUUGCUGAUCAAUUAGAGAACAUGCUUGUUUAAAGUUGUGCAAUGCUCCCUUAUAACGUUGUUUGGCAGCUGCCUGCUUUGUCCACUGCUGGCGGGAAGAGCAGCCCGUUGCAGCUAGCUGGUGGUGGACCAGCAACCCCGCAUCAGUUCCCCAUUCCACUAAGUUCCCUGUGUGGCAGCCGCCCAGCAGGCUAUCAAUUGCCGGCAGUUCAGCUGUCCCUUCCCCCACUGCCAUGUGCUUCUCCUGCCC
Trachemys scripta elegans is the source of this 2608-nucleotide messenger RNA. It is a transcript of the gene IFT57, whose product is annotated as intraflagellar transport 57. Gene Ontology annotation, cellular component: centrosome; cilium; Golgi apparatus. Gene Ontology annotation, biological process: non-motile cilium assembly; intraciliary transport. Bases 49 to 1068 code for a protein of 339 amino acids. The transcript has 9 exons. The record is from RefSeq and is a predicted model, not a curated record. NCBI's taxonomy places the organism in Eukaryota, Metazoa, Chordata, Testudines, Emydidae.